AUGGCCGUCUACACGUUCUACAUCUUCGACCGCCACACCGAAUGCGUCUACGUCAAAUCAUGGGCAUCGCCCGACCAAGAAGCCCCCGCGCCCGCCAUAUCCACCAGCUCGGACGACGCCAAGCUCGUCUUUGGCACCGUCUUCUCCCUCCGCAACAUGGCCCGCAAGCUCGGCGGCGACGACGACGCCUUCAUCAGCUACCGGACGGGCCAGUAUAAGCUGCACUUUUACGAGACGCCCGCCAAUCUUCGCUUCGUCAUGAUUACAGAUACCGCGUCGGCGAGCAUGCGGAAUGUGCUGCAUCAGAUUUACAUCAACCUAUGGGUGGAAUAUGUUGUCAAGAACCCGCUUGCACCAGUCGAACACAAGGGGGGCGCCGGCAUCAGAAACGAACUCUUCGAGCGGGGGUUAGACCAGUUCAUAAGGGGCAUGAUGUGAAUUUGCCAAAGGCACUUUGACGGUUAUACGAGUUUGAAAUGAGAUACACAUAAAGGGCGGAAACGGGGAAAUAUCGGUACCAACAGCCAUGACGGCGUCUGCCUGACGCUCAUGGACGCUCUCAUCACCCUGAUUUGUCCCACAGCAGUCUCUCGGUCAAGGACUCUACGGUUUCCGGCUACUUGGAGUUUAGCAGAGCCGCAAGAAACAAGCAAAACAAAGACGACGAGGCAAUUGCGGGGAUGAGCCAUCCAGACACCCCCGCUGGCCGCUCGGAUAUUGAACCUACGAGUUGUGACAACAGGAUAGAUUGACCCGUAAUGAGGCCUGGGGAACUUUUGAGACAAGUUUGCAUAGGAGGCAACGUUUGGAGAAGAUCAAGCGCUGAAAAGAACCUCUGAGCGCCGAGGAGAUUGUAGGAUAUAUCGUUAUAUGCUGUCUGCUAGUCCGCCAACAUCAUAGUAGUACCUAUCCAAAUGAGCGAUGAAAAAUAAGAACAAAGAG
Molecule: messenger RNA, 942 nt
Organism: Trichoderma atroviride IMI 206040
Lineage: Eukaryota; Fungi; Ascomycota; Sordariomycetes; Hypocreales; Hypocreaceae
Biological process (GO): endoplasmic reticulum to Golgi vesicle-mediated transport
Cellular component (GO): TRAPP complex
Source: RefSeq, a predicted model, not a curated record